Cyprinus carpio (common carp) is the source of this 3252-nucleotide messenger RNA. RefSeq names its product excitatory amino acid transporter 5-like. Lineage: Eukaryota; Metazoa; Chordata; Actinopteri; Cypriniformes; Cyprinidae. Gene Ontology annotation, cellular component: plasma membrane. The record is from RefSeq and is a predicted model, not a curated record. Gene Ontology annotation, molecular function: glutamate:sodium symporter activity; neutral L-amino acid transmembrane transporter activity; L-glutamate transmembrane transporter activity. Gene Ontology annotation, biological process: L-glutamate transmembrane transport.
UACACUUUCAGAAAAAAAAGCUACAAAAGCUGUCACUGGGGCAGUACCUUUUCAAAAGGCACACCUUUGUACCUAAAGAGUCCAUAUUGGUACGUUAGAGGCUACAAAUUAGUACCUAAGGUGUGCAUAUUCGUAUAUAAAAGGCAAUUUUGAAAGGGUACCACCCCAGUGACAGCUUUUGAACCUUUUUUUAUGAGAGUGUAUAUGAACUUAGACACUGUUUCCCAUCAUCCACUGGAGGGUGCAGAAUCACACUGUCAAACACAUACCUCCAACCACUGAUAGAGCCACCACACCCAUGUCCACAUCGGCCAACUCUGUCUAAACCCCUGCUGUGUUACCUCUACAUUGAGUCAUGUCACUUACUUCAUCUUUAUGUUUUUGACCUUUUUUAUUUUUUCUUCUGUCACACAUACAUGAAACAAUCCCCUUUCUAAUUGUUCAGAGAUCUUCAGCUUGGCUUAAUGCAGUGCGGCUCUAAUAGGAUCGCUGGUAUUAACCACUGCCAGCUGGGGUGUGAUGGGGCAGAACGAAGAGAGACUGAGAGAGAGAGAGAAGGGUAGUGUGUUAGUGACUGGAAACGGUGAUGGGAUUUAGUAGUGACCAGCGGUGGAUUGACAAAUGCUUUUUCUUGGAGGGAGCUUCAUUACCACCAUUACUUCCUUCCUAAUUUACUUCUUCGUUCUCUGCAUGUCUGUUUCUUUUUGCCCCCUCGGGACGUCUCUGCUCUCAGGUCAGGGUGUAUAAACGUAUGGCUGAUUGAGCCAGCAGCAGACGAGGACGUCUCACCAUGGUGUUGGGUGCGGUGUGGAACCGCGUUAAAAAUGUGUGCCAACAGAAUGGCCUCCUCAUCCUGUCAGUGUUGGCUGUGGUUAUCGGAUGCCUGCUGGGCUUCUUUCUGCGCUCCAAACACCUCUCUGAGCAGGAGGUGAAGUACUUCCAGUUCCCGGGCGAGCUGCUGAUGCGGAUGUUGAAGAUGCUCAUCCUGCCUCUAGUGGUUUCCAGUUUGAUGUCUGGUUUGGCAGCACUGGAUGCUAAGUGCUCUAGUCGACUGGGAAUCAUGACAAUUUCUUAUUAUCUGUGGACGACGUUUGUGGCUGUAGUGGUGGGCAUCGUCAUGGUCAUCAUCAUCCACCCGGGUGGAGCUGCCCAGAAGGAGGAUGCGGAGGAUAGUGGGAAGCCCAUCAUGAGCUCAGCUGAUGCUCUACUUGACCUUAUCCGCAAUAUGUUCCCAGCCAACCUGGUCCAAGCAACUUUUCAGCAAUAUCGCACAAAGAGCAUCCCUAUCUUGAAGUCCAAACCCAGCAUUGGUCAGGACGUAUUAGACACCAGCACCAGACGGGUCUUCAUUUAUGGAAUCCAGGAUGACAAUGGCACAGACAUCCAGAACUUCUCCCUGGACCUGACGCCACCUCCGGAUGUGGUCUUCAGAACGCUUCCUGGCACCAGUGAGGGCAUGAAUGUCCUCGGUAUCGUGAUCUUCUCAGCUACUAUGGGAAUCAUGCUGGGAAGAAUGGGACCAAAUGGCAGCGCUCUUGUCAACUUCUGCCAGAGUCUGAAUGAAGCUGUGCUGAAAAUUGUGGCCAUUGUUAUAUGGUACUUCCCGUUUGGAAUUGUGUUUCUGGUGGCUGGAAAGAUCUUGGAAAUGGAUGACCCUUCAGCUAUGGGAAAGAAACUGGGCUUCUACGCUAUCACUGUGGUCAUGGGGCUGGUGCUUCACGGACUGUUCAUUCUGCCUUCCAUGUAUUUCUUCAUUACAAAAAAGAGCCCCAUCGUCUACAUCCGAGGGAUUUUACAGGCCCUGCUCAUCGCAUUAGCUACUGCUUCCAGCUCUGCCACGCUGCCUAUCACAUUUAAGUGCCUCCUGGAGAACAACCACAUCGACCGCCGCAUCAUUCGCUUCGUACUCCCUGUUGGCGCCACUAUCAACAUGGACGGCACUGCUCUAUAUGAGGCCGUGGCAGCCAUCUUUAUAGCUCAAGUCAACAACUACGAGCUAGACUUUGGGCAGAUCAUCACUAUCAGCAUCACGGCUACAGCAGCCAGUAUCGGUGCUGCUGGCAUUCCGCAGGCCGGCCUGGUAACCAUGGUGAUAGUGUUAACCUCAGUGGGACUUCCUACAGAUGACAUCACUCUUAUUAUUGCUGUGGACUGGGCCCUGGAUCGGUUCAGGACGAUGGUGAACGUGAUGGGUGAUGCUCUGGCCACAGGAAUCAUGGCACACAUAUGCAGAAAAGACUUUGUGAAGGAGGGCGAGGAGAUUCCUCUCAUCUGUGAGACCAAGCCCAUGAUCAACCUCCAGCAGAUGAUAUCCUAUCAGAAAAACGGCUGCUUUCAGCCCCCUCCGCCGGGCCCUAUAAGGAAACCCGAGCACCUGUCGCCCGACGUGGCCCGUCUCAUGCAGCUGGAGGAGGGCAUCAGGCCCCCUGACAGGAAGUCCCCUCAUCUGUCUCCACACCAUUACAAACAAGACUAUAAAGACAAAGACCACUGUACCAUUGACAUGAACGGUCUGGAGACCAAUGUCUAGACUCCUUCACAGACCAAGAGCCAUUCUCUUUCUUGAGUGCUGUUGUCAUCGUGUCCUUUCCCUGUGAUCCGCAGGAGAGAAGAACAACGCUCUUCAUGGACAGCUUGUCUGUUGAAUGUGGAUAAGUGUUGUUUUAUUUUGGUUUGUUGUACAUCAUAUGCUGCUGAGAUCUCUCUCUUUUUUCAUCUUCAGAAAGGUUCUUUUUAAAGCAUUCUCUGUUUAAGUUCUCUCUUUCAGUAACAGAGAGAGAAAUUGAGGGAAACUGUCCCCUGAAGAAGAUUAAACAAAUAUACAUUGGUCCCAAGAAGUUUUUGGACACUUGUAUUUGCUACAUAUAAAAAUGUCCAGAUGUCAGUGCAUUAGAUCAGAGGUUUCAGCCGUUACCUCAACCCCCAAAACCCCCUAACUAAAAAUGACUGUAUUUAUACAGUAUAUCUGGCUGUCAAGCAUUAGAAGGAUCAUGUGACACUACAGACUGGAGUAAUGAUGCUGAAAAUUCAGCUGUGCAUCGCAGGAAUAAAUUACAUUUUAUCAUGUUCCUCUGUUAGGACACCUGUGUGAAUUUAACGAGAACUGAUUUCACACAGUAAAAAAAUCGCUAAAACGCCGAAGUUAGUUUUGAGACAAGAUGUUUAAAGGGUUACUCUACUGCAAAAUGAAAAUGUUGACAUUAAUCACUUACCCCCAUGUCGUUCCAAACCCAUAAAAGCAUCAGUCUUCAG